UGGCUCGAACGUUCGUUACAUUUUCAUUCAGUCUGCAACGAAUGCCGAUCUUCCAAUAUCGUUCUGUUUAUCGAGUGGAUAACAAAAUUAUAAAGCGAAAAUUUCGUUGACGAAAUUCAUGACUUGAGCGAUCGUGUAUCAAUUUAAAACCAUUCGAUCCGGGGAUUCAAACUUUUAGUGGAAAUGAAAUAAAUGUUUUUUCCUUACAAACGAAAAUCCUAAUCAUGGGUGCAUCGAUUUUUUCGUAGAAUUCAUUUCACUCGAGUUCGAAUCCAGAACAGUGUACACCAAACCAACGUGGCUCUUGAUGCAAAUUGGAGGUUGCAAAAAAUUUAGCAAACGUCGAACUCAUCACGGAUUGAGAGCAAUUGAGUUACCGGAUUUUCUCGGCUUCUUUCGUCCGAGUAACGUACUCCAAGAUUAAAACAUUCGAUCUCUAGCUCCAGUGAGUAAAUGGAGAAUUCAAAACUCGUUUAACAGAGACUUUGGUUCAACGAUGUUCACUUGUUUACAACAAUGCUCCUUAAAACAUCCACGUUUUAUUUUUAUGCAUCUGUAGAAUGCUGAAUAUCAAUUACUGAUGAGUCAGACCAAAUGGCGAUGUUUUGCCUGGUUCAAUAACAUGAAAAAAUUUACCAGAGUUCUUCGGUCCUACAAAAUCAUUUGCUGAAGACAAUGGAUUAUGGAAAUUUCAUUUGGAACUAGUUGCUUUUGAAAAAUGAUGAGAAAACGAGUCAUAGAAAUUCAUUAUUCGUUUGUGACGAGCAUGUAAACAUUGAGUGAAGGAAUUCUUGACGUUAGCAACCGAAAAAAAUUUGUUCAUUUGCCACUCGUCGAUGCUAUUUAACGAUUUCGUGGCAUGAAUGACUUUUGGACAGGAAAAGUCUCGAGUUAAUCGACAAUUCAGUGGUUGAGAAUGGAUCGUACUUUGAAAGCAUAUUAUUGAGGUACACAAAGAUGAGAGAGAGAGAGAGAAAAAAGGAAGGACAGAACAAGAAAGAGAGAAAGAGAGAGUGCGGUGUUAAGAGAUUAGUCGAGCGAGCGAUGCGGUCGUCCACACAUCGAUUGACAGUCGAAGAUCGAGAGUGACCGAAGAAGUAACCGCGUCCAUGAAAACAAGAAGUUCGCGUUCGUCAUUUGCCUUCGAGUUCCAUAUUUUACUUCAUAUUCUUGUCAUCGACGUCGCGUGAAUAAAAAAGUUGCAACGAGAAUGCGAGAGGAUUUAGAAACAAUCGCGAGUAUGACAAGGCCAGUUCCGUCUUCGUGACCGUCAGUUUUUCUCGUGAUCGAGAACGAUAGUUAAAAAAAACUGAACGUGAAAAAUUCGUGAAAAAAUACUGAACGUUGAGAAACUUGGAAGCGCGUGUGCUUUAACGCGGCUUGGAAAGUGUCAAUUUUUCUAAACACGCAGAAGCUUCGAUCGUCCGUCAGGGUUUUUUCGAAUUUGUAAUUCCGAUGACGGAUAAUUCACGUUGGAAAUUUAAAUUCAGGAAAAUUCGUAAUCAUAGAUCGUGAAGAAUAGCAAAUAAAUGAGAAAAUUCACUGUUUACGGAAAACGUAGUUUUUAUAUGUUGACUAUUUUUGUGUAAGCCGAGGUUCAAGCAAGUUGUCAUCGUAUAUGGCUAACCAAGAAGCCGGUUAAGUGUGCGUGUAACCAACCCGUUUUUGUGCCAUUUCAGCAAAAGGUGUUCGUAUACUCCGAACGUAAAAGGUCAUCAAUAUGUUUUACUUGAGUGGAAGAGGGAAGCUCUCCAGGCAUCCUGAAGCCAACGAUGAGGAUCAGUUCGGUUGGUAUCUUGGAGACGGUGAAUUAGUUGAGGACAAAAUCUAUAAAAAGUCGUCUCGAAGUUCACGGCUGCCGGGGCAGGUUAAUGACGUUGACGAAUCAAUAUCGACGAACCCUACGGUUACGAUUAUUACGUGCAACGACAUCAGCGACCAUGAACCGUCUAAUUAUUCAGUCUCGUCUGACUUGAAAAAUGAGAAAACGUCGCUCACGGCAAUCGAGCACAUUGAAAUGAACUCGUUCGUCAAACACUUGUCAUCCGAAAACCAGGAUAUUGAUCUGGAAAUGAUCGAGAACGACGCCAAUCGGGGUGUUUUUACUUCGUCUAUUAAGUCAGCCGGAGAACUCGACGAUUCUUUAAGCUCUGAAAACAAAAAGGUGGACAAUGAAUCUCGAGGAUUUUGUUACACGCCUGAAAGAUUAGUCAGAACUCAAGCGUACAGAAUACUCACGCCUUCCCCUAGAUAUUUGUCCAUUCCUCGUAGCGCAGUCAACGGUAUCGAUGAUACGAACACUCGUAGACUUCGAGGUCACCGCAGGAAAAUUGGUGAUCUCAUAGAUGCAAAGCAAUUUGGGGCGUCCCAUCUCGAAGCUUUGUUGGAUUCAGGGGUACCCGAGAUUCGAUUACCUCUCGCAAAUCGUCGUCGAUGGAACCGCGAUCGUUCAAGUUACAAAAAAAAUAUCGAGCUCAAUAAUUCUCCAAGCGAAUUUUACGAACCACUGGAAAUAGCAAAUCGCGAGAGUCCUGAAACCUUUCAAACGCCCGACCUCGUAAGCAGUAGAUCGAGUUACGAAAGAUUGAACAGCUGGGAAGAAAGAUCCAAAAUAAUUCGAAGAUCGUCACAGGAUGACACCUCUGGUAUUCACAGUAAUGACUGGAGCAGUGACACACCGAGUGAUGUACAAGCUCCGGUCUGUCUCUGCGACGAACUCGCCUCUGCAUCGAGGAGAUUUAGCUUCAGCAUCGAAUCGAGGAACCGAACAGCUGCGAUAAACGAAGUUGUAUCAAUCCUCGAAGAUUUAGAGCGAGAUCCAGAUCGAGCCGCGGAGCUGCUCGAGGAAGACCGAUUUCUCGAUGCUACUUCCGGUCACGAUCACUUAACGAGGCUGGCCCUUGCAAUCGAACCGGACGGUUCUCCGCCAGCAGUUCACCUCGAUCCUGAGAAUCUUGUACUCGAACUUCGUGGCAAAGUAGAACGACUUCAGGAAACGACUAGAAAUAUACUCAAAGACGUCGAUGCUCUGAGACGAGAUUUCGAGUGCAAUGAGAAUAAGGUUGACGGUCUGAUCGACGCAGCGGUGACUCUGCGUCAAGACACAAAUGAGAUGCGUUACCUGGACGAUCUCCUUAAUUUGUUGGACGGUGAGCUCGAGCGGAUAUCAAGAAGGAAUUGGCCCUUUGUCUUUGGUCACGAGAACCAAACGGGAGAAAUGAAUCUCGUAGUUUAAUCGUUUCCUCUUCCCACAGUUCGUACGUUUCACUUUCCGCUUAACGAAAACUUUCGAAGCGAACAAUCGCAGGUGUUUUUUUCAUAUGUUUUUACGUCAAUUUCCAUUUCAUUCGUGCGUAUAUCAGAACCAAAAUAAUGUGUGCAUUUUUCUUUGCAUUUGGUUUUCUUACUGAUUCUCGAAACUUUGCAAUGUUUAUUAAUAAAAAAAAAGUUUUUUCGUGGACUUCUUUCCUCUCUUCUCAAUAGGAUCAAUAUCAUUUUCUUUUUUUACUAAUAAAACCGUGUCCACUUUUGUGUACGUGAAA
This is a messenger RNA of Venturia canescens, 3542 nucleotides long. RefSeq lists its product as uncharacterized. Lineage: Eukaryota; Metazoa; Arthropoda; Insecta; Hymenoptera; Ichneumonidae. The transcript is spliced from 5 exons. The record is from RefSeq and is a predicted model, not a curated record. Bases 1721 to 3235 code for a protein of 504 amino acids.